Clonostachys byssicola is the source of this 414-nucleotide messenger RNA. Lineage: Eukaryota; Fungi; Ascomycota; Sordariomycetes; Hypocreales; Bionectriaceae. The record is from the annotation of a GenBank genome assembly.
AUGCCGAUCCGAAGUUUCAUAUCCUCUUUGCGGUUUAAAUGGCGAAGAGGGUCAGUCUCUCGCGUGGAACAGGUCAUCGACCGCAGCGACAUUGACCCUGCCAAGCUGGCCCGUACUGUGAAAGCGAAAUUUCGACAAGGUGAAUAUACCGUCACUUUGAGACAAGGCCGGUACAUUCUCGUCAUCCCCAAACCAUUAUCGUCCAAGGAAAUCAAUGCCUGCCGCUAUAAAUGGGAAAUGAUCAUCGACGGCCGCGACAUUGACCCCGUGAAGCUGGCCAAUACUGUGAGAGAGAAAUUUGGAACAGGUCGAUUUAGCAUCACUUUGAGUCAAGAUACGUACAUUCUCAAAAUCCCGAAACUAUUAUCACUCGGGGAAAUCGAUGGCUGCCGCUUCACACGGGCUCAAAAUUAG